AUGAAAGCAUGGCAGUACGACGGCGUCGCGGGCGGUCUGGAGAAAAACCUCAGAAUCAACGACACAGCCACGCAGCCCACAAUCGGCGACGAUGAGAUCCUCGUCGAAGUGCACGCAAUGGCUCUCAACCCGGUCGACUACAAGGCUGUCGAGGCCGGCAUCCCCAUGAUGCUCCUCGGCUCGCAGCGCAUUCCUGGUGCGGAUUUUUGCGGCAAAGUCGCCAAAACGGGGAUCAAGGUCGACUCGUUCCAGAUCGGAGAGUGGGUGUUUGGUGCAAAGGUUGGCGCCAUAUCGAACGGGUCGCUCGCACAGUACAUCUCCGUUUCGCAGGACAGUCUGACGAGCCUGCCAAGCGGCGUGCAGACCGACGAUGCUGCGGCUGUGCCAAUCGUGGGCCUGACAGAGAUGCAGGCUAUCAAACCACACGUCAAGGCCGGCGACAAGGUCUUCAUCAACGGCGGCUCAGGUGGCACUGGCGUCUAUGGCAUCCAGAUCGCAAAGGCCCUGGGAUGCCACGUGACGACAACCUGCUCUACGGGCAACGUCAAGCUUUGCGAGAGCCUCGGCGCCGACGAAGUCCUCGACUACAAGACCACCGACAUCGUGGGCGCUCUUGCCGCUAAAGGGCCGGUCUUCCAGCUUGCCGUGGACAAUGUUGGCACGCCUGCCGACCUGUACAAGCGGUCAGCCUCCUACCUUCUUCCCAACGGCAAAUUCGUCCAAGUCGGUGCGACUCCCAACCUCGGGACGUUCGCCCAGAUCACCAGCAACUUCCUCGUACCCGGAUUCUUGGGCGGCGGGCAGAGGUCGUACCAGUUGCUGAUGACCAAGGCGUCGACCGACGAUCUGAGACAGCUGGGUGUGUGGAUGAAGGACGGAAAGGUCAGAGCUGUGCUGGACGAGGUGUUCGAGUGGGAGGAUGUACCAAGAGCGUUCGAGAAGCUCAAGACCGGACGGACAAAGGGCAAGCUUGUCGUACAUGUGAAGCAGGACUCCAAGAAGGGUGUUGCAUCGUGA
Messenger RNA from Ascochyta rabiei, 1017 nucleotides. RefSeq lists its product as uncharacterized. Gene Ontology annotation, cellular component: mitochondrion. Bases 1 to 1017 code for a protein of 338 amino acids. Gene Ontology annotation, molecular function: oxidoreductase activity. Lineage: Eukaryota; Fungi; Ascomycota; Dothideomycetes; Pleosporales; Didymellaceae. The transcript has a single exon. The record is from RefSeq and is a predicted model, not a curated record.